GAGCGACUGCGCCGAACCUGUGCGUGCGGAGGUUUGGGUUUCUGGUUUUUUAGGCCAAAAAGUCGGUUCAGGUAAAAUAUUUCUCUCCAGCUUCAGCUACAGUGAUAGCUAAGUUUGGAGAACUUUGGAAGUUACGCAUUUUCAGUGCGCCGGUGCAGUGUCCUAAUAGAAAAUCUGAUUUACCAAUGGAUAACGCCGCAUCAAAGAAACGCUGUGACUCCUUCCGCGACUUCUUUACAUCAGCAACGUUUCUGAUUUACCUCGGUCAUGCCCUCUCAACGUGGGGAGACCGCAUGUGGAAUUUUGCGGUGGCCGUGUUCCUGGUGGAACUGUACGGUAACAGCCUGCUGCUGACGGCCGUGUACGGGCUGGUGGUGGCAGGGUCCGUGCUGCUGCUCGGAGCCAUUAUCGGGGACUGGGUGGACAAAAACUCCAGGCUGAAAGUUGCUCAGACUUCCUUAACUGUCCAGAACUGUGCUGUCAUUCUCUGUGGCAUUCUCCUGAUGGUGGUUUUCCAGUUUAAGGACCAUCUGGAAGAACACAUGAACGGCUGGUUGCUUACAGCCUGCUACAUCAUGGUAAUCACCAUUGCCAACAUUGCAAACCUGGCCAGCACUGCUACUUCCAUCACCAUUCAGAGAGACUGGAUUGUGGUGGUGGCUGGAGAGGACAGGAGUAAGCUGGCAGACAUGAAUGCCACGGUGAGAAUAAUUGACCAGCUGACCAACAUCUUGGCCCCCAUGCUGGUGGGGCAGAUCAUGGCCUUUGGCUCCCACUUUAUUGGAUGUGGGUUCAUUUCCGGCUGGAACCUCUGCUCCAUGUGUCUGGAGUACUGCCUCCUCUGGAAGGUGUAUCAGAAGACCCCCGCCCUGGCCAUCAAAGCAGGGCAGAGGGGGGUGGACCAGGAGCUGAUGCAGCUUAAUUCCCAGAGAGAGCCUGAAACUCACCCCCAGCCAGCAGAGGGCGCCCAGCUGAUGAGUGAGGCAGUGCUUGAGAAGAGGGACAGACAGAGCAAAGCAGGAUGCUGUUACCAGAUGUCAGAGCCCUUCCGCACCUUCAGGGAUGGCUGGGUGGCCUAUUACAACCAGUCGAUCUUCCUGCCGGGCCUGUCUCUGGCCUUCCUGUACAUGACCGUGCUGGGCUUUGACUGCAUCACCACGGGGUACGCCUACACGCAGGGCCUGAACGGCUCCGUGCUCAGCCUGCUCAUGGGUGCGUCCGCCAUCUCCGGCAUCUUCGGCACGGUGGCCUUCACCUGCGUGCGCAGGAGGUGCGGUCUGAUCCGGACUGGCUUCGUCUCGGGCGUGGCCCAGGUCUCCUGCCUGCUGCUGUGUGUGGUGUCCGUCUUCGUACCGGGCAGCCCCUUCGACCUGUCUGUCUCCCCCUUCCAGGAGGCUGUGGCCCACCUGAUGGGAGACAGCAGCUCCCUGUCCGAGCUGCAGGCGUCUGCAGAGAGCGUGCCGCCCGCUGACCUGCGGAGCUUUGCCAACGCUUCCGCCUCAGUGUAUGAGACAGAGGUGCCAACGCUGGAGUCCUACCUGUCCGUCAGCCUCCUCUUCGCCGGAGUUAUCGCUGCUCGAGUUGGUCUGUGGUCCUUUGAUCUGAGCGUGACCCAGCUAAUCCAAGAAAACGUGAUUGAGUCGGAGAGAGGAGUCAUAAAUGGUGUUCAGAACUCUAUGAAUUACCUCCUCGACUUGUUGCACUUUAUCAUGGUCAUUCUGGCCCCCAACCCCGAGGCUUUCGGCCUGCUGGUCCUCAUCUCUGUUUCCUUUGUUACCACGGGGCAUGCGAUGUACUUCAGGUUUGCCUACAAGAGCUUGAGAAGCCAGCUCUUCCUGUGUUUCUCACCUGAGCACAAAACUGAGACUGAAGGUCCUUCUCUUCCUGCAGCUGUGUAACCAGUUAUAGGGGCGAUGUCCCUGACAGAGGUUCAGUCACGAGUGCUUAUAAGGGUUAUGACCACCUUACACUCUACAAAUAAGCGGGUUUAUUGAUACAUACACCUUUUGUUAAGUUAUAUUUAAGUUUAUUUCUGCCAAAUUGUUGAUUUUAUAAAUCAACCAAAAAUUGCAUUCACUGGCACAAUGGUUGAAAUACUCAUAAAGCUGGGUUUUAAAUGGAAUGUAAGGAUGUACGGGAACAGGACUUUUCUGCCAGUCUGAUUCCCAUAUGCUCCUGCUGUCAGGUUGCAACACAUUAAUGUCCGGUAUUACACUGCAGUAUUGUACGCUAUGUAAGCAUGUGGACACUGGCAGAUGGACACCCCUGAGGUGACCAUACUACAGACUUUUAGCAAAGGAACAAGAGUCCCUUGAUCUUUCCCUGAGUUUUAAGUAGUAAAUUUGUAAUGAUUGUUACACAGGCACUUUAGUAAUACCGCCAUAACUAUGGGCAAAUUCAGCUCUGUCACGUCUCAUGCUUUUUACAAAGCUGAGAUGCUGUCUCCCUCCCUCCCUCCCUGCCCAAACCUCGUGUGUAACAGAGGCCCUGUCACAUUGUUUGCUUGCUUCGGUUCAGUGCACCUCUGCUACAGAGGCAUGGCGACGCUGGCUCAGUGUUUACCUUAAAUAUUCCACCUGGGCAUCCAGUCAACACCUGAUCCAGUUUAGUCACAGUGGAAACUGAGACCGACUCCCUCCGGAGGUGUUGGAGGGCAUUUAUUUGUAUGGCCCAGCACCACUGUUUCUUGGUCA
Molecule: messenger RNA, 2693 nt
Organism: Megalops cyprinoides (Indo-Pacific tarpon)
Lineage: Eukaryota; Metazoa; Chordata; Actinopteri; Elopiformes; Megalopidae
Product: solute carrier family 40 member 1-like
Exons: 8
Coding region: 186-1898 (570 amino acids)
Biological process (GO): iron ion transmembrane transport
Cellular component (GO): basolateral plasma membrane
Molecular function (GO): peptide hormone binding; iron ion transmembrane transporter activity
Source: RefSeq, a predicted model, not a curated record